AUGCGUCCAUUAACUGAAGAAGAGACGGAAAAAGUUUUCGCUAAACUGGCAACUUUCAUAGGAGAUAAUGUGGCGCUGUUGAUAGAACGUGCGGACGGCGAUUAUUGUUUUAGAAAUCAUAAGGAGAGGGUUUACUACUGCUCGGAAAGUCUAAUGCGUCAGGCUGGCUGUAUCGCUCGUGAGCCUCUGCUGUCUUUUGGAACAUGUCUCGGGAAAUUCACCAAAUCACAUAAAUUUCACCUCCAUAUUACUGCUCUUGACUAUCUGGCUCCUUACGCAAAGUAUCGGGUAUGGCUGAAACCAAAUGCAGAGCAGCAAUUUCUAUACGGAAAUAAUAUCCUGAAAACAGGAAUUGCAAGGAUGACGGAAGGUACUCCUACCCAUGCAGGGAUCGUUGUUUACAACAUGAACGAUAUGCCUUUGGGAUUUGGAGUAGCAGGGAAAGGCACAGCUGACUGCAAACGUGCCGAUCCCACUUCUGUAGUUGUUCUGCAUCAAUGCGACCUGGGAGAGUACAUCCGCAACGAGAGCUCGCUCACGUGA
Necator americanus (New World hookworm) is the source of this 543-nucleotide messenger RNA. RefSeq lists its product as uncharacterized. The coding region runs from base 1 to 543 and encodes 180 amino acids. The record is from RefSeq and is a predicted model, not a curated record. Gene Ontology annotation, biological process: ribosomal large subunit biogenesis; ribosome assembly. Gene Ontology annotation, molecular function: RNA binding. Gene Ontology annotation, cellular component: nucleus; preribosome, large subunit precursor; nucleolus. NCBI's taxonomy places the organism in Eukaryota, Metazoa, Nematoda, Chromadorea, Rhabditida, Ancylostomatidae. The transcript has 4 exons.